Sceloporus undulatus (fence lizard) is the source of this 1227-nucleotide messenger RNA. It is a transcript of the gene IL12RB1, whose product is annotated as interleukin 12 receptor subunit beta 1. The record is from RefSeq and is a predicted model, not a curated record. Lineage: Eukaryota; Metazoa; Chordata; Lepidosauria; Squamata; Phrynosomatidae. Gene Ontology annotation, molecular function: protein binding.
AUGACCUCAAGUCUGCACAUGGCAAGCCCACUGGUGUGUCAGGUGCAAAAGAAUGUCCUCUACGAAGUGCAGGUUCGGUACCGGGUCUCCCACUGGAGCAGUUAUUGGAGCGACUGGAGCCCAUCCAUGGUUGUGCCAGCAGAAAUCUUCAGGAGUCCAGAGAUUAAUUUCACCGUUGGGAGGCUUGGAGGAGACGGAUUGAGAAAUGUCACCGUGGAAUGGGAGAGACCCAGCCCAGACCAAGGGAUGGUGAAGUACAUCCUGGAGUUUGAUCUGCCCUGCCGGAAUUGCUUGUCUGAAAUGGAGGCCUUGUCGAAAACCGUGUACAACCAGACUUCGUACCAGGUUGCCCUUUCCGGGGCGGCCUACAACGUCUCUCUGCAAGCCGCAAACAAGGCAGGAGAAGCACCGGUGAGCUUUGUUUGGCUUCCACCGGAGCAAGAGUCAGGUCCCAGCAUUCUGAAUGUCAGCCUCUCUGGCCAGAACUUCAAAGCCUGGUGGAAAGCGCCGGUGGAUGCAGGCAUGUUCUGCUUCGAGAGCCAGGUGCUUGGAGACUUUCCCUUGGAGACACCGUGUAAUAAUACUGGAUUGAAAACUGGCAAAAUUUAUGAGAGCUCAGGGGUGGUGAAGCCCAACCAUUGCUACCGCCUGGCCAUCCACGGACUGAGCCAGGCCACCAGCGUCUGGUCCACUUUGGGAUUCACCCACCUUUUCCAGCGAAACAGCUCUUUCUUUCCCCCCAGCUUCUCUGGAAGACCCCAUCAAUGUCAGCAUGACCAAGCAAACCCCCAAUUCGGCCACGGUUCAGUGGGAGCCCCCGGUGCUCUCUCAUCUUGCCCGGGGGUGUUGAAGAAGUUUGUCAUCUGCUGCCGGAAGGACGAGGAGAGUGCCCAGACCACAUAUUACGAUGCCAGUGCUUCCGAGAGGGAGUUCACAAUCCCAGAGCUGCAGCCCCAGACGGCCUACCUGGUAGGGGUGUGGGCCUCCACUGACAAGAGUGGAAAAGACUGUGAAGCCCAUCUCCUCUUUCUGACCAGCCCUGCAGAUGCCAAAAUGACAGCCCUGACACUGAGCUUCCUCACUCUGGGGAUUUUUGUCACCUUCCUGACUGCAGCCGGGAGCUUCAACUUCUGCCGAAAGAGGAUCCAGAAAGCCCUGUGGCCCCCAUUGCCGGGCCCCGAUGGCACCGAAGCCGUGAAGAUCCUCUCAGCGGUGACCCCAGGCCAG